Paramecium sonneborni is the source of this 740-nucleotide messenger RNA. NCBI's taxonomy places the organism in Eukaryota, Ciliophora, Oligohymenophorea, Peniculida, Parameciidae. The record is from the annotation of a GenBank genome assembly.
AUGAAACAAAAUAUUUUAGCAUUAGUGAUCAUAACUUUUGGAGCAUUAUGCUUAACUUAAUUGACAAUUCAAAUAAAAAAUUAAUGUGAAUGUUCAUAAUUUGAUCAAAGCACUUGUGGCACUGUGAAUAAUUAACAAUCUUGUAGAUGGAAUACAACUGCUAGCUUAUGUGAAAAACUGGGGUGCAAUUAAAUUAAUAAUAAGACUACUUGCUUGUAAAAUUUUUAUGAAUGUUGGUGGAAUGGAGAUUAUUGUUAAUAAUUUACUUCAUGUUCAAAUCUAAAUAGUUCUUAAAAUUUAACAUGUUCUUAGUAAAAUAUUCAAUGUGGCUAAAAUUUAUUUAAUUCUACAACAUGUGUAUCAUUAGAUAAUUUACCAAAAUGUUCAAAAUUUAAUUAGACUUAAUGUAUUCCUUCAUAAAUUGGUUAUUAAGGAUCUUUAUGUUAUUGGAAUAAUACAAGUUGUUAGACAGCAACAUCUUGCUAAUAAUUAUCAUUAGAUCAAUGUUCAUAAUGGUAAAAUACUUGUAUUUGGAAUGGUUUAUCUAAUUCAUGUGUACAAUUAUAAUGCAGUAAUUUUACAUAUCAGUAAGAAUGUACAUAUGUAAUAGAAGCAUUAAAUCCUUAAACAAUUAUUCCAUGCUAAUUUGUCUAUGGAUAAUGUUCUUCCAUUAAAAAUGCUAGGAGUUUAACUGCUUAAAAUUGUUCAUCAAAAAGUUUAUAAACAUAUUUUUGGAUUGA